Molecule: messenger RNA, 1272 nt
Organism: Rhagoletis pomonella (apple maggot)
Lineage: Eukaryota; Metazoa; Arthropoda; Insecta; Diptera; Tephritidae
Product: glutarate-semialdehyde dehydrogenase-like
Molecular function (GO): succinate-semialdehyde dehydrogenase (NAD+) activity
Source: RefSeq, a predicted model, not a curated record
GUUGCACUAUAGUUAUCAAACCGGCGGAGGACACACCGCUAACAGCUUUAGCCCUUGUUAAACUUGCAGAGCAAGCCGGUUUUCCAGCCGGCGUUAUAAAUAUUGUUACAACAAAUAAAGCACCUCCAAUAGGCGACUUGUUUUGCAAAAGUCCAGAUGUAAAAGGUAUAUCGUUCACAGGAUCAACAGAAGUAGGGAAAUUGCUAUUUCGAAAUUCGUCUGAUGGAAUUAAACGCAUAUCAUUGGAAUUAGGUGGCAAUGCCCCAUUUAUUGUAUUUAACUCAGCAAACUUAGAUAAGGCCGUUGACGCUGCCGUUUCAUGUAAAUUUCGUAACUGUGGGCAAACAUGCAUAUCAGCAAAUCGCUUUUUUUUGCAGCAAGAAGUACACGACGGAUUCAUAGAUUUACUAAAGCAGCGCGUCGAAUCUUUGAAAGUUGGUGACGGUUCUAAACCGGGUAUUCAAAUUGGGCCACUUAUAAAUAGUAUGCAAUUUAAUAAGGUUAGUGCAUACGUAGAGGAUGCUCGUUUAAAAAAUGCUAAUAUAAUACUAGGAGGCAAACCGCUAAAGAACUUGGGGAAUUUAUUUUACUCUCCAACUAUAAUCACAGAUGUACCAACUAAUGCCAAAUUAUAUACAGAAGAAGUUUUUGGACCUGUUGUCUCCAUUAUGAAAUUUAAUACUGAAGAAGAAGUUAUACAUGCUGCUAACAAUUCCAGGCGGGGACUGGCUGGGUAUUUUUUCAGUGAAAAUAUACAACAAGUAUUUCGGGUAGCGAAGCUUCUGGAAGUGGGAAUGGUGGGGGUGAAUGAAGCACUGAUUUCUGCCGCCGAAGCUCCUUUUGGUGGUGUCAAAGAAUCAGGCAUAGGGCGUGAAGGUUGUCAUCAUGGUAUAGAUGAAUACGUCGAAAUUAAGUAUAUAUGUAUGGGUAACUUAAGAUAUUGAAAGUUGUUUUCACGAUUGGCUUGUAGUUAUAGUCAAAAUAAAGUCGACUCCAAAGAUAAAAACAGCUUUUUUGACAGAUAUCCCAUUGAAAGUUAUGUACGUAUGUCAAAAAGCUUCUUUUAACUUAAGUGUCGGCUAUAACUACGGACCAUUGAAUUUGGUAAAAGCUAUGGUCUUCCAUAAAAGAUCUUAUUAUUAAGGAAUAAAUGAUUAUUAUAUUAUGAUUUUUGAGUUUAGUUAUACAUCGAUUUAUGUAAUUUCAUGCGUAUUUUAUUAUAUAUAAAAGAAAUGUUAGAUGGAGAGUAAUUUUUUCUUUAAGGUAAAAGAA